This is a messenger RNA of Nomia melanderi (Alkali bee), 9741 nucleotides long. It is a transcript of the gene Elys, whose product is annotated as AT hook containing transcription factor 1 homolog. Lineage: Eukaryota; Metazoa; Arthropoda; Insecta; Hymenoptera; Halictidae. The record is from RefSeq and is a predicted model, not a curated record.
ACUUUACCCCGACUAAUAGCUUUCAAAUCACUCUCAAUUUCUUUCUCAUCUAAGAGGUAAUUCAAUUGUGCUGGAGGAGGUUUCCUUCGUUUCUCUACUUUCUCAGGAACAGGAUCAUUGGGACGUCUUCGUAAUUUCCUUGUCAUUACAGGUUUCACCUAAAAAAUGACAAAAUCUAUACAUAUACAUUAAAAUGAAAUUAUAAUUUCUUUGUACUAAUAUUUGUACCUCCAUUGAGUCUCCUGUGAGUUCCAUAGUAUGUCGGUCACUUUCUAUCAUCUUCCGUUUCUCCUCCAUGUCAGUUAAUAAGUUCUCUUUUAAAUCUAUCUUCUUUUCCUCAAAUUCUUUAACUGCUGCUUUCUUCUCCAAUAUAUAAUCUCGUUCCACAGACUCUGUCAGAUAAUCUCGGUAAAUUAUAUUCAAUCUUAGUCUACAAAAAAUUAAAUUCAGUCAAUAUGGUCUAUAAAAAAAUUAUAUUGGUAUAUCAUAAAGCUUUCAACCUCUCUCUAUAUUGAGCCUCCAAACGUUUCAACUUGCGAUUAUACUCUGGAUGAGUGCCAUCCUUUAAUUGUUGUAAUUGUUUCUUCAAGCUGGCCAAUUUGUCCUGAUAUACUCUGAAAACAUAUAUUAUUGAAUCAUUGGAUUAAAAGGUAUUUUCAAUUCAAUUUUAUAUCUUACUGCUCCUUUAUCUCUGUGUACUCUUCAGAUUUUCCCAGAUCAGUCUCGCUUGCUUCUUCAGUAUCUACAGUAAUAUAUUAAUUAUAAAAAGACGAAUAACUACAUUAAAUAUUUUACGUUAAUAGCCAGUACCUUCAUCGCUCUCGUCUUGUUCCUCAGCAUCACGAUCAUCUUCCAAAUACUCCUCAUUAUCUUCAUCAAUGUCGUAAUCGUCCUGACCAUACAUGGUCGAGAACGGUGAAUCCUGAUACGACAUUUCAGAACGAAAUAAUCAUUCCUUCGAUUUUACUUGCCGAAUUAAAAUUAACAUAAAUGAAGUAGGUAAACAAAUAAUUAUUUUUCAGAGGUUAAAUACUUGACAAGUGUAAUGGAGUUCAAGUACAUUCCUUACGGUGCAUAUUUGAAUAUAUAUUAUGGUAUAAGUAUCAAAUAAUAAACAAAUAAAACAUAAAUAUAUGAAAAGUAAACUGCAGAAUAGAUGCAAUUUUAUUUGGUAUUAUUCACACGUUAAUAAGACCAAAUUGACAUGACGCAUUCUGUGAUGACUCCAAGAGGGCUCUAGUGUAGCAUUAUAAUUUCUAGUAUACAAAUUCGUGUAAUAAUUAAUUGAGACCAUUAAAUGUUGCAUAAAAUAAGGAACAUCUGAAAAAAUGUAUUUUUAUCAUAUAAAGUUAUUACAAACUUAUUAAUAAAAAUUUAUGAGUAUUCUCAAAAGAAGUUUAAAUGACGUUACAGAAAUAAUAUUCUUUGCAUGGGUCUCAAUCACGAUGGCUAUCAUAUUCAAAUCCAACUACCAAUCAAACUAAUACAAUAUGAAAAUACGUUAUACGUGCCUAUAGAACUUAAAUCAAUUUAAUUUUGAUAAUUGUAUAGAUUAAUUAGUAACCGUUUUUUAAAUAAAUGUUAAAUUAAACACUUAGAUUGCGCGCUUCGUUCAAAUAUAGUUGGCAGCACGUGCAAUUGGUAGUGGUUUUUAACGUACUUCGCAGUUGUGUAGUUGCGGUUUUAAAAUGUAUGCACGAGUGUUGAAACGCAUUUAAACAUAAUACCGAGAUUUCUUGCGUGUUUCUAAAUUACAUGGUGUCACAGAUACUCCGUUGAACGGUAUUGUAAAUAUACAAGCUGUAAACUCGCAAUAAUCAUCUUCGCAGAAACGUGACGAGUUUACUGAAAUUUGGCGGUAACAUAACCUUAUUUUGACCUUAGCGAAAGAGUGUAUAAAUGAUUUUUUCGCGUUCGCUCUGUUUUAACAUUGUCCGUAAAAAAUGAAAGAGUUGGAAGAAGUGAACUGUGAGGUUCGUAACGUUAUAGAUAUUCAACAUAAGUUCUUUACUCGAUCGAAUAAUGCUGAAGGAGAUGAAGCUGGAUCGUUUAAUGGUUCGCCGGUGUACAAUGGUUUUGAUAGCCAUUGCGGGGGCUUUCUGAGUGAUGCCAAGUAUGCUUGGUUAAGCCAUGGUUCCCAUUUAGUAAUUCUCAAUACGAAAAGUGGAGAAAGUAUCAGUUCUUGGACAUUUAGAGGAAAAAUUACUUGUGUGUGUCAAUUUCCAGCACAGCCUGGGGAAUUACCAUUGCUUCUUGUUGGUUUGGAUAAUGAAGCCACUAGAAUUAAAGAUUCCGUAGGAUUAUUGUGCAUUUUUGACUCUACUACCUCCCGUGUUUUAAGAGCUAUAAAGAUGCCAGUUGGUGUUGAACAGGUUUGUAUAGUGACUGGUGGAGCAGAUUGGGAAGAAUUUAAUGACAAAAGACCGGAUAAUAUUCUAAUGCAAAUGGAUGGGAUAGCUUGUGUAGUAUUGCGUAAUCUGCAUCAUCUUAUGAUUGAUCUUCAAAGAUCCGUUUGGGAGGUACUCAAUGAUUUGUCUCUUGUUAUGGAUGAAACUUCCCCGGCUGAAAUAGAAUUUCUAACAUCUAAGGAUUCCCUUCAUAAAAAUCAAUCUAAUAAGAGUAAACACAUGGUUUGCAACUUAUUAAAUCAGCGUGUGGAAAAACAUAUUGGUUUUAACAGAGAAGAAUUCGAAUCAAUUGGUCUUCUAGAUGAAAAAUUAACCAAUACCAUUAUUAGUUCCACGAAAAUUGGUUGCCUAAUAUCUGGAUGCUUAGGUAGAGUUAUAAUAUGGCAAAAUAAUGGUUCUGUAGGCUGGAUAAGUUUACCAGUAGACGAGACUAUGAUAAUAACACAUUUGGCUUUAUUGGAACCAGCUGACGAUCCAAGACCCUUUUAUUAUUUGUGGGUCGUUUUUCAAGAUGAAUCAUUAAAGGUGCCUUCCCUAUUGAGGAUGUAUGCCCUACUGUUCGAGCGAAAAUUCUGCAACAAAGGAACGAAUUUGUAUUUCAAUCUAGAAGUGGAGCCCAGCCUUAAAUUUGAAUUUGAAUUGGAUGCAAAUGAUAGAGUGGUCAAUCUAUCUACUAUCGAAAGAGAAACCAAUCUAGACCAAAUAGAAUCAGAAUCUAAACGAGGGGAAGAUAGUUUGUUAUUAAUUUCGACCGCCAGUCGAACGUUAUUGUUCGAUUUAAACCAAUGGUACAAAGAACAAAUGCCUCGGACCAUUAGCGAGUGCAAGAAUCCUAAUAGUAUAUUGGCCAGUUAUAAUACUAAAAUUCGGCGGACUAACACAUCGAAUAAUGAAAUUGUCAGUUGCACUUAUAUUCCUCGUUCUCUACAAGAAUUUCCGAAUAACACAUUAAGUUCAUCAGAAGAAUUGUUCUAUCCAAAUUCAUUAUCACUAGAAUGGAUAGAAUUGAGCAUGUCAAAAUUAACAAUUUGGCUGACCCGGGGUGUCCAAGCUGAACUACUUCAUGAAAUAGCUCUUGCUGGGCCAAUCGUGUUAACUCAACCUUCCGAAAUGUUUCACAAAUGUCUUUCUGUCGGUUUGGUGCCAUUUAACACAGAAGUGUCCUUCUCAAGUGAUCAUAAUUCUCAAAGGGACAUGCUGCUGUCUCUAUGCUUGGAACAGCAUUGGGCAACUUUCUUAAUAAGGUGUGCCAAGGAAUGGUCAGAUGGAAGUGCAGGAUACAUGUACCCAAGUUUCUUGAAAUGGGGUAUACAACGGGCUGCAACUAUAAAAAUGAUCGCUGAUCAUUUGUGUAUACCUCUGUUUGAUCAGUCAGGCAACAAUAUCGGAGAGUCUGAAGUGAAAACCUUAAGAUUUUGUUAUCAACAAUUGGAAUGCUUAUCCAAUGUGGUAUCAAAGUUACCUCUUGAAACGAAUAACUUAAUCAAACAACGAAGAGCGCUUAAACGCGUAUCCGUAUAUUUCCAAGUGCUCCUCUGGUUCUAUGACGUUGGUUUACUACCCGAAACACAAGAAUUUGAAGAAGGUUCUGUAUCCAUGUCUCACACACCUAAAAUUCCUUAUCCAUACGAGAAAUUGUUUCAUCUGUACAAGGAGAAAAGGGAGUCCGUUGCAGACAAGGAAAACAAAGUUGAGGAUAUGCUCUUUAUAGAUGAACUGAUAACACGGGAAUGCCCUAGUUUAAACGUACAGUGGCAAAAGGAAUCUGGAGAUACAUCUACCAAUGGUUACUACCCUCCUCCAUCGUUGCAGUCUUUACUGAGAAGUUAUUUAACCGACUGCAACCAAGAAGAGACAGAUAAUCUCGAAUGCAAACAUCAAAUUACCAACUAUCUUUUAAUGGACUUGGCCUUGCUGCUACAAGGAUCUUAUCCUGGCGUAGACCAAUUGGUCAAGUAUCUUUCAUCGUUCAAAAUGAAUCCUAGCAUCGUGAAACUGACACAAGCAUUCUGGCUUCUGGAUCAUGAGGAUUAUAAUGGAUUUUUAGACAUGAUGAAUGGCCAGUUGAUCUUUGAUUCUGAUGUCAAAGACUGGCAUCACAAGUUAGUAUUGAGGACCCUGAUAAGGAACAAUCAGCACAAACUGGCUUUGAUGUAUCUACGCAUAAGAAAGCCCCCUCUGUCGUCUGUUCAGGACCAGAGUACAUUGAUCGAUCUGUCAGUGGAACACGGCUUGGUCCAAUCAGCCUUUCAUCAUAGACCAAGAUCUCAUUACGAACAAUUAUUAAUGUGUUUCUUCCAAUCGUGUAAAGCUUACGAUAAACUCAGUGACAUUUUACAUUUGGCGUUAGAUACAGAAGAGGAAGAGAUGUUUGUCAAGUUUUUGGAGGCAUCCAAGUCCGAGGACAUAAGGUUGCUUUACUACUUGCAACGAUGCCGGUAUAUGGAAGCGAACAGUGGAAGUUUCGCCGUCCGAUUCAGCGGUACCAAUUCUAAGAACGAUCACUCCGAUAUGCUGAACGCUUACAACGCGACUUUGCCCGACAUAAUGAAGAAGUUCUCCAUGAGUAUGAGUAAACCGAACUCGAACGCAAGUUUGGAACCAAGGUACCCUAGACCAAUGACCUACAACAAUAAGAAUUACCAACGAAUUUCCAGCAUUUACGAGACUGUUAUUAAAAAGGCGAAGGAAACUUAUCACAGAGACGAGAAAUCCGUGAUCCCCUUCAUCACUGCUCCGUGCACCACGCUGAAGUCGCACGAUGACCACAUUAAUAUAAAUUGCGUCAUGUCUCCGAAGAUCGUGGAGACGCAUAGGAAGCGUACUUUGGAUGAGGUGGAUAACGAAGAAGAGAGCGAUUUGAGGACACCGGAGAAGAUCAAGCGUAGGAAGCUACUGGACGAUGGGGAGGCAGCUUUGAACGCAGCGUUCAGUACUCCCUUGGUAAAGCGUAAAGUAUCCCGCAGUGAUACUCGCAUCGAGACCCCUCAUUCUAUUUUGAAAAUCAGGCAGCUUAUCCGGAACUCAACGUCCCCGAACGUUGGUCCUGUACAGGAAGUUACGGACAGCCCGGUCUCUGAUAAAGAGAAGAAGAUCAAUAGACAAAUACGAUUCAACAUUUCCCAGUCGAAGAAGAACGCUUCCCACGAUGGGGUCAGUGGCGACGAGAGUUUUUCCACGAUGAAUGCCACCGAAGGAAGCGAAGAAGCUUCCUUCAACUCUGCGGUGAGUGAAAAGUCGUACACCGACAGCACAGUCUUGUCGGAUGGCAGCUAUACUUGCAAAAACGUCUAUACUGCUCGUCCCAGACCGAGUCUCAGGAGGACAUGUCUGCAAAUACCCACAGAAUCGUUUCAGGAUUUGAAGAGAAGAAGUUCUAUGAACUCUCGUUUGGAAGCAUCGAAUGUGUUGGAGAACAGCAUCACAAAUUCGCCAAAAGCUAUGCCAAGAGCAUCCGCAGGGUGCACUUCAAGGUUCUCUGUUUCACUCCAUUCACCUGCUAUACUUACUCCAAACAGUAGUUAUGAAAUUGAUACUUCUAAACAGUUCCUUGAGAAGCCCGUGCGACGGACUGCCAAGUCUAGUUGCAUCGAUGCAUCUGUUUCUUCUGUAAAGAGUACCGAAGAAACGUCGUACCUCGAUGUUGAAGAGCCAAUGAUGAUCGACAAGGAGGAAGAAGCAGAAGAACUGGAGGAAUUAGUAGAAGAAGAGGAGGAGGAGGAUGCUAUAUUGGAUACAUCGUCGGAUGUACAAAUCACCUCUCCGACUAUACCUAAAGCCAAUCACUUUAAGUUCAACGAUAAUAUAUUAAAUAAAUAUAAGAACGGAGAUAUUCCACUGGACAAUGGAAAACAAAAUGAGAUUAUUCACAAAGUUCAAGGACACACAGAUAUGGAGAACGGUGAACACUUUGAUAUUACCGACGACGAGUCUUCUAAUUGCGCUGAUGCGAUGGUUCUAGCUCUUGAUAAGAGUGCUGAUUUAAGUCAAGCGUCUAAAACGCAAGCUUCCGCGGACAACGAGUAUGAUGCUUUGAAUAUCACUGAUGAUGAGUCUGAUGCAAGUAUUCAGGCGGAAACUAAAUUCGCUGGAAAUGAAGAAAAAGAUACAGAUGUGUCGUUACAUCUGGAGAUCAAUAACUUCAGAACUGGCGCAGCAGUGGAUAAAGCUAGCCCUAGUUCAGUUCAGUAUAUUAAAGAAACCAUUAACACUUCUAGCAUAGAUGAAGAGUUCUCGCUUGUUCGCGAUAAUGUCUCCACGAGGAUGACCAGAUCUAGAAGAGCUUCUUCAGUAACGAAAGAGAUAAGUUCACCGUCUACAUUAAAUUCCCCUUCUAAGAUUGUUACGAAGACCACUACGAGGACAAGAAGAGCAAGUUCAUUGAUGAAGGAAGUAUUAAUUGCAUCCGUUGCACCUACGGAUGAAGGUACUAAGCGAAAAAGAUCAUCUGGGUCGGAAGACUCUUCGAGCAGCUCUACUCCAAGGAAAACAAGGGGUGGAAAGUCAUCACAGGUGGCAAAGGAUGUUACGCCUACAGAAGAGCAAAGAGAAGAAGAUACAUUGACCUCUACCCCAAGGAAAACAAGAGGUAAAAGUGCUUCGACGAUAAAAGAUAUUUCUCUUGUAGAGGAGCAAGGUGGACAAGGCUUGCCGGUCACCUCUAUGCCAAGAAACACGAGGAGUAGAAGAUCAUCGUUGAUAGGGAAGAAUAUUUCUCUUCUAGAAGAAGAAAGGGAAGACAGUUCAUCGGAUUCUCUUGUGCCGAAGAGGACUAGAGCUAGAAGAGCGUCGUCGAUAGCAAAAGAUAUUCAUUCUGUGAAUGAGGAAGGUGAAAAAGAACCAUCGAACAUUGGUACGCCAAGGAAAGCUAGAGGCAGAAGGGCAUCGUCUAUAGCAAAGGAUGUCCAUCCUGUAGAGGAAGAAAGUAAAGAAGAGUCUCCAAGCACCUCUGCAUCAAGAAAAGCUAGAGGCAGAAGGGCAUCAUCUAUAGCAAAGGAUGUCCAUCCUGUAGAGGAAGAAAGUAAAGAAGAGUCUCCAAGCACCUCUGCAUCAAGAAAAGCUAAAGGCAGGAGAGCAUCAUCUGUAGCAAAGGAUAUUCAUCCUACAGAAGAAGAAAGUAAAGAAGAGUCUCCAAGCACUUCUACGUCAAGAAAAGCUAAGGGCAGAAGAGCAUCAUCCGUAGCAAAGGAUAUUCAUCCUGUAGAAGAAGAAAGUAAAGAAGAGUCUCCAAGCACCUCUACGUCAAAAAAAGCUAAAGGCAGAAGGGCAUCAUCCGUAGCAAAGGACGUUCAUCUUAUGGAAGAAAAAGGUGAAGAGGAUUCACAAGGCACCUCCACACCGAGGAAAAUUAGAAAUAGAAAAAUGUCGUCUGUGUCAAAUGAUACUUCUCCCGCGGAGGAAACGGAAGAAGUCAGAGUGCCUGUGAGGAGAAACACAAGGCGGGCUGCGUCUGUACAGAAAGAAAUACCAGAGCCAACGAAGAUCAGUAGGACUUUAUCUUCCUCGAGUUUAGGAAUUGAAACCGAGGAUGAGAAAUCAACCAGAAGUAGAUCAACCAGGAAACGUGGUAGUUCUGUACCAAAAGAAGUAGUAGAAGCGCCGAGAACUCAAAGAGCCAGCAGCGUGGCGAGUGAAGUUAUUUUAGAGAACUUUGAACCUCCACUGGAGGUAACGAAGGGAAGACAUUCGAUGAUGUCGACAGUAAGUAGUCCAGCUGGUAAUACCCGCAAUCGUAGGUCGUCGAUACAGUCCAUACCAGAAGAAUUGGAAGAGAUAUUAAGUGUGCCAUCGAAAGAGAGUAACAGGAAACAGGCAACACAGAUUCCAAGGCAAAGAAGAGCUGCAAGCGUUGAGCUUUCCCAAUCAGAUUCAAUUAGGAGAACUAGAAGUACUCGUAGCAAAAAUAUCCUCAAAGAGACCAUAGUGGAGGAGGAAGUAGCGAAGGUAGAAACUGAAGUGAACGCGGAAGCUUCCAAUACGAAGAAAAAUGUAACAAAAAAGACAGGUAUUUCGUCAGAUACCAUCAUUGAAGAAGAAGUUACACCGAAAACAAAGAGGGGCAGGAAACUGAGCACGAAACAGGAUACCAAUGACCAGUUUUCAUUUUCGCAACCAGACGAAACACAGAAUCCACCUGUGGAUCAGAAAGCCAUUGGAGAAGUGCCCAACUAUGUGUUUUCACCGCCUCAUACUAGGUCAAAGACCACAACUUCUGAUAAUCGAGAUUAAAUCGUUUUAUUCUUACUUUUGAGUGAGGAUGAAACAGAAGAGGAUGAAACACAGCACAUUGUACAAAGAAUGUCACAGUUUAAACACACGGGUAAAUGACAUUCAGGUUACUGUAAAUUAUUUACUGUAAAUCAUUGUAGGACAAAAUUUGUAUUACCUAAAAAAUCAAAUAGUACAAAAAAAAAUUAAAUGCAGCUUCGUGAAAUUUCCUUUUUAACCGAUUUUCCUAUUUUGAAUCAAUUACAUGCUGUCAUACAUACUAUUAAUAGUUGCAAAUUUUUACCAUCUGACAUAAUUUUUCUGAAUACUUGUGAUUAUCUUUUUUUGAUAUUUUCUUUAUAUAAUAAGAAACUAUGAUACAUGCGAUCAUAAGAGACAGAGCUCAGUCACUGAAAAAAAUACGUUUGUUUUUGCUAUUGAAUAUGUUAUCAGUGAAUGAUCCCAUAUAAUCUUUGAGCUUAAAAUAUUUUGUUAAUAUAAUAUUUUGCGUAGAAUAUACUUUUAAAACUAUCAUACUUUGUUGAGAAAAUUAUUUUGCAUAAUAUAUAGAUUUGUUCAAGUAUUUUUUAUCAUCUAUGCAUCUUGUAUUAAAGGAAUAUUUUAUACUUGUUUUGUUAUUUCCUUUGUCUUAGAAUUUCUAAACGAAUAGGUAAAUGUACAGAGAAAAAAAUUUGUUGAUUUCUAUUUUGAAAACAGUUAAAGAAUGAAGAAUUAUAAGAGUGUAUUAUAUCGAAUGAGUAUCUAAUAUUAAUACUUACAUACCAUAAAACGAAUUACUUUUAUACACUAUUCAUCAAAUAAACUUGUUAUAUUAUUAAUCAUUUUUUUUCUCACAAGUUCAUGAAAUGAAUAACGAUACGAUAUAAUAACGUGUAUGGGGUUUUCAAUGAAAACGUGUAUUAUAGCUUUGUAAAUAAUUUAUUAAUAUACCCAUGUAUAGAUGUAUUCAUACAAUAAAUGUAAAAAAUAAUACAUACUACUAUCAAAUACAUUUCCAAACACCAUAAAUAAUAUAUCGUUUAAGUUUUAAAUAUUAAAGUGGUAUUAAAUAAUACUACAAAUUAACUGCACUUGCAUUUCUGAAUAUUAACCGUUUUAUAGAUUA